AUGUGGUCUAAUGACUCGGUCUUUGGGAUCUUCUUUUUCUACCAGACUGCCUUUGGCUUUCUAGGAAACUCAACGUUGUCAAUGGUGUAUAUCAACAUUUUCAUAAAUCAACCCCAGCAGAAGAAAAGCAUAGAUGCGAUCCUCAUCCACUUGACCGUGGUCAACACUGUGACACUUCUCACCCGUGGGGUCCCAGAGACUUUGGUUGCCUUUGGGAUGAAGCACAUUCUGAACGAUGUUGGGUGUCAGAGUCUCAUGUACAUUAACAGAGUGUGCCGUGGUCUUUCCAUCUGCACCACUUGUCUCUUAAGCGUGUUCCAGGCCAUCACCAUCAGUCCAAACACCUCCUCCUGGGCUUGGCUCAAAUCCAGAGCCCCCAACUACAUCCUCCCUUCCUUCCUCUUCUUCUGGAUGCUCAACAUGUCAAUCUACAUCAGAGUGAUUACCUCCAUUCAAAGCAUUAGAAAUGUCACCAUCUUGGGUCAUGGAUAUGUCUCAAAGUACUGUUCCACUAUCCCUAAUGGGAAUUUUAUUCACUCGGUUACCUUUCUAUGUGCCAUGACUUUCCGAGAUCUCCUCUUUGUGUUCCUCAUGAGCUGUGCCAGUGGCUACAUGGUGACUGUGCUCUACCGACACCGGAAACAAGUCCAGCACAUCCACAGAGACAGCCUCUCCCCCAGAUCCUCUGCAGAGACCAGAGCUGCCCACACCAUCCUGCUUCUGGUCUCCUGCUUCAUUUGUUUUUAUUGCAUCAGUAGCUGCAUUACCCUAUACGUGACAUAUGUGAUCCCAAAGGAUGCUGAUUUGGAAAGUGCUGCAACAUUCUUCUCUGCCUGUUACCCUGCCCUCUGCCCCCUGGUCCUGAUCAGCAGUGAUCCCCGUAUCACCAAGAAUCACUGCAUCCUGGGGAAAGAGAGACAUCCCUCCCUUUUCAAGAGCCCUACGGCUAACCAGGUCAUUGUCAAGAACUAA
Molecule: messenger RNA, 972 nt
Organism: Ornithorhynchus anatinus (platypus)
Lineage: Eukaryota; Metazoa; Chordata; Mammalia; Monotremata; Ornithorhynchidae
Product: vomeronasal 1 receptor ornAnaV1R3255
Exons: 1
Coding region: 1-972 (323 amino acids)
Biological process (GO): G protein-coupled receptor signaling pathway
Cellular component (GO): membrane
Molecular function (GO): pheromone receptor activity
Source: RefSeq, marked inferred